UUGAUUCAGGGUAGGAUAUGGCUGAGACGAAGGACAUCCCUCCCGGGUCAUACAUGCUCGAACUCGGAAAAAACCUUCACCGAUCAACGGCGUAACGAUGGACCUUCCUACCACCCCGGACCAGCCCCUUGCGAUACAACAGAAAACUCAGACCGAAGUGCUCAUUUCUACCCUUAUAUUCCACUUAUAGAUGAUUUCAAACCGAUGUCAGUGGCAUCUUCGGAUUCCGACACUUACAUCGCAUUCGGAGCCAACGGGGAUGUCCAUGUUGCUGUACCGACUGAUGGGGAGAACAUGACUGUUUUCAAAGGAUCGAAAAAGGAAGCAAAAGCCAAAGAAUGCCUGCUGUUUUUCGAUAAAAAGUCUGGGAAAGUUCGAUUAGAAAAGAUUGCUUCAAAUAUCAAUGUUAAGAAGACCAGGGAUUUGGAUCCAUCGACGGAAAACGUCCUACGAUCUGAAAUGGCCCGCUUGCGGACCAAUCGCAUUGAACGUCCACCUCCUCCUGAACCAAGCAGUUCUUCAUUCCCGGGAGCUGAUAGCAGCAGUUCCUCUGACUCUUCGAGUGAUGACAGUGAUAGCGAUAGUGGAUCUGAUGAUGAGGUGGUCUUAUGCGUUAUGUUCUUGGUUCUGGCCGAAUAA
Cooperia oncophora is the source of this 639-nucleotide messenger RNA. Lineage: Eukaryota; Metazoa; Nematoda; Chromadorea; Rhabditida; Trichostrongylidae. The record is from the annotation of a GenBank genome assembly.